This is a messenger RNA of Cladocopium goreaui, 1371 nucleotides long. The record is from the annotation of a GenBank genome assembly. Lineage: Eukaryota; Dinophyceae; Suessiales; Symbiodiniaceae.
UUGGAGGUUACAAGGAGACACAGGAAACCGCGAUGUGUGGCGUUUGCGCUCGAUAUCCAUGCAGCUGCGGGAUCCUUGCAGCUGUUAUAGGGACCUUCUGUAUCUUCUCCGCCUCCUGCGCCACCAGCAUCUACAUCCGCCUCACGCCCCUGUACACCACCAUCAGCUGUGAACAUGCCUCCACCGGCGUGGAAAAUCUGCACAUUGGGAUUCCCUUGAUCUCACCCACGACCCUAGAUCUCAUCAUUCAGAUGAACUGCAGCAAUCCAAAUCCAUAUUCCAUAGGCUUCGAAUGGACCCGGCUUGGGGGAGUCUAUCUGGGCGCUGGGCGGACGAAGGUGGGGGACACCUCUGCGGUUCCGGGAAAGGUGAGUUACUUCCCCGCGGACGGUUUCGGUUCCAUUUGGGUGCGUGCCAAUACCACCAUUAGCGCCAUGAUGCUGGCUCGCCUCGCUGGGGAUUUGAUCCAAUCCAAGGGCCAGUUGCCAUUGAGACUGGAACUUCGACAGAGGCUCUCGGUGGAUGUCAUGCUCCUCGGGAGCAUGGGACCAAAGGUGUCGCAGCCCUUCGUGAAGGAAUGUGGGAUGAUGAUCAGCGACCUGGGCUUGAAGCCCAAGAUAGGUCCCAUGGCCUGUGCCGAUUCCUUCGACCAACUGGCCAUUCCACCUGUGGGCGCUGACCCCUACGAUGGCACCAUGCGUUUUUCGGCCAAACAGGUGGCGCCCAAGACCAUCCAGGAGGGGAUGAACUUGAAGAAUUGGGGAUUGGGCAUCACCAUGGCAGUCUUCUAUACCCUGGGGGCGAUCCUGUACAUUGUGGCAGGCUGGAAAUUCUGGUCAGUGGCAAGGGACCGCUACCAGCUGGGCAAGUCGGCACGGGAUUCACAUGUGGAGAUGGGCUCUUCCUCUGACUCCAAUGAAUCAGCUAUUUGACCUGCAGAAUGAUCAUUGGUGUGAUAUUGCUGGGGAAAUCUGCAGGAAAUCCGUUUAUACCCAAACAUCGGGUUUUCCUAAUGAAUCCAAUGAAGUGACUUUUGAAGGUCUCAGACCUUGUGAAUACCAACCAUGUAUAUAGUCCUUUGUAGCAGAUCGCUGGAUAGCCUGGAUAGCCUACAUUUUCUGAACAUUCCGAUUUUCGAUCAUUAUCAAGUCUUUCUCGUUUUGAUUCAGCUUCUGCAAAGUUGCGAUGAUUGUGGAGGGGUCGCUGUUUUUCCAAGCACCUCAUCUGCAAAGCAACUCAAGACCAAACCCACAUGGAUGCUAAGCAUUCAACUGAAAUACCACACCUGCGAUCCGCUGCAAACACAACUGCAGGUGUUCAAGUUGGGCGCAAAGAUACGCCAGCUGUCAAUGAUCAUACGCCAUGUUAAAA